Bombina bombina (fire-bellied toad) is the source of this 605-nucleotide messenger RNA. It is a transcript of the gene PHF5A, whose product is annotated as PHD finger protein 5A. Gene Ontology annotation, biological process: mRNA splicing, via spliceosome. NCBI's taxonomy places the organism in Eukaryota, Metazoa, Chordata, Amphibia, Anura, Bombinatoridae. The coding region runs from base 85 to 417 and encodes 110 amino acids. The record is from RefSeq and is a predicted model, not a curated record. Gene Ontology annotation, cellular component: U12-type spliceosomal complex; catalytic step 2 spliceosome; U2 snRNP. The transcript has 4 exons.
GUGCUCAAGGCUCAGAGCGAGGCUUGGAACGUAAGAACGGCGUGUAUUUGUUGCGGCUUCCGGUAGUAGUGGUCGGAGCGGGACAUGGCGAAGCAUCAUCCAGAUCUAAUUUUCUGCAGGAAGCAGGCGGGAGUAGCUAUCGGACGCCUGUGUGAGAAGUGUGAUGGAAAGUGUGUGAUUUGUGACUCGUACGUACGUCCCUGCACGCUGGUGCGCAUCUGUGACGAAUGCAAUUAUGGUUCAUAUCAAGGACGUUGUGUGAUCUGUGGGGGUCCAGGGGUGUCUGAUGCCUAUUACUGCAAAGAAUGCACAAUUCAGGAAAAAGAUAGAGAUGGCUGCCCUAAAAUUGUAAAUUUAGGAAGCUCCAAAACAGAUCUGUUCUACGAACGCAAGAAAUACGGUUUCAAGAAGAGGUGAUCUGAUCGCUGGAUUGGGGUCUUUGUGUGACGUUUGUUUGAAGGGAGGAUCUGUGCACAUUUGUAACAUUAAAAUGUUUGUUUAUACGUCGGUCUGAGAGCCAUUUAUAGACUCUGGCCCAGGUAGACUGAGGUUAAGAUUGUUGUCAUUUUUUUAGGCUUGUAAAAUAAAGUCUGAACUUUUAUAAA